AGGGGUCCGCUCCAGCUGGGUAGUCACAGGUUGGUUGGGAUGUGGGCACAGAUCCGGGUGUCAGUGUGAGGCAGCCUCCAAUCACAGAGAGUCCCUCACUUCCUAAUCACGCCGCCUAGUCCAAUGUAGUGCAGGCGGAGGAGGAGUGAGUGUGAGGAAGGAGAGAAGACGGUGACAGGAGGAGGAAGGAGUGGUAGUGUCCAUCACCUAGGCUGUCCCCUCCACCCACUGCUUGCAUCCUCCCCCCUCUCCUCCUCCCUCCCCUGGGUUGGCACUGACACUUCUGAGGGGCUGGCCAGAGCACUCCAGUAUAACCCCCUUUUUUGUGUCUUUGUCCACAGCAGUGGUUGACCAUGGCAGAGCAGCCAGUGUGUGCAGCACAGGUGAACAACUGCCCCGGCGUCCAGAGCAACAGCUGCAGCGCUGCCCUGGGAGGCUGUGGUGGCAACAGCAGCAGUGUGCCCGUCCUUUUCUGCUUCUCUGUGUUUGCCCGACCUUCUUCUGUACCCCACAGCGCGGGCUAUGAAGUCCUGAUCCAGAAGUUCCUCAGUCUGUACGGGGAUCAGAUCGACAUGCAUCGGAAGUUUGUGGUGCAGCUCUUCGCUGAAGAAUGGGGACAGUACAUUGACCUACCUAAGGGCUUUGUGGUCAGUGACCGGUGUAAAGUCCGCCUGGUGCCCCUACAAAUUCAGCUGACAACACUUGGGAACCUUACUCCUGCUAGUACCGUGUUUUUCUGCUGUGACAUGCAAGAGAGAUUCCGUCCUGCUAUCAAAUAUUUUGGAGAUAUUAUAAGUGUCGGCCAGCGCUUAUUUCAAGGUGCCCGCAUUUUAGGGAUUCCUGUUAUUGUCACAGAACAGUACCCUAAAGGUCUUGGAAGCACAGUACAAGAACUUGAUCUAACUGGUGUGAAACUUGUAGUCCCAAAAACAAAGUUCUCUAUGGUCUUGCCUGAAGUUGAGGCUGCGUUGGCUGAGAUUCCUGGGGUUCGUAGUGUUGUAUUAUUUGGAGUUGAGACUCAUGUUUGUAUUCAACAAACGGCAUUGGACCUAAUUGGACGAGGAGUAGAGGUUCACAUUGUAGCAGAUGCCUCUUCCUCACGAAGCAUGAUGGAUAGGAUGUUUGCCUUGGAGCGCCUGGCAAGAAAUGGAAUUAUAAUCACCACAAGUGAAGCUGUACUUCUGCAGCUGGUAGCAGAUAAAGACCAUCCUAAAUUUAAGGAAAUUCAAAACCUUAUCAAAGCAAGUGCCCCUGAGUCUGGACUCCUCUCCAAAGUGUAACUGCAAACAAAGUGACCGUGCAAUUGGAAUCCACUUUUCUUGUGGGCUUCGUCAUUUCCAUUUAACUGCAGUUCCGCAUGAGAUUUCUUUGCAGCAAACUAAUGCCGACUUCAAUAUCUACAUGGAUUCAUCCAUUAAUGAAAAGAUUGUUUGUAUGUAAAAUUAAGUGAAUGUUUUGUAUGUGUAGCUUCCUUAGGGCGUCUUUUUCUCUUUGUAAAGAGAUUCAGGGUGUUUGAUAAAGGUGGUACGAUGUGUUAGCCUCAAGGCUUGAAGUAUGGUUUAUGUUGUGCUCUGUUGUCAAAAUAGCUUUUUACAAAGAAUGAUGUUGAUUGACAAAAAUGGAUGCAAUGCAAGCUUAAAGGGGUUGUAAAGGUUUGUUUUUUUAUUUUCUAAAUGGGUUCAUUUAAUCUAGUGCAUUAUUGGU
This is a messenger RNA of Rana temporaria (common frog), 1704 nucleotides long. RefSeq names its product isochorismatase domain containing 1 (gene ISOC1). The record is from RefSeq and is a predicted model, not a curated record. Gene Ontology annotation, cellular component: cytoplasm. Bases 354 to 1280 code for a protein of 308 amino acids. Lineage: Eukaryota; Metazoa; Chordata; Amphibia; Anura; Ranidae. The transcript is spliced from 5 exons.